ACCCUACUUCCUUGAACCCAGUCCCUAGAACCUUCCACCCUCAUCCAGAAAACACCUGCUUCUGGCGUCUUAAAAAUACGUCACACUCCUUCUCAACCCUAAAAUCAGUGUUCUUUGUUUUUUUGCAGAAAAGAUUAGGAGAUGGCGAAGCGCUUGAUUCCCUGCUUCAAUCGCAUUCUCAUCGAGAAAAUCGUCCCUCCCUCCAAAACCAGCGCCGGCAUUCUACUCCCGGAGAAGACCUCCCAGCUUAAUUCCGGUAAGGUGAUAGCGGUUGGACCUGGAUCACGUGACAAGGCGGGGAACUUGAUUCCGGUGUCUGUGAAGGAAGGUGAUCACGUGCUCUUGCCGGAGUACGGUGGCACGCAGAUCAAGCUCGAUGACAAAGAGUUCCAUUUGUUUAGGGAUGAGGACAUUUUGGGUAUUCUGCAUGAUUGAUGUUGUGAAUGUGAUGCGUCCUACAACAUGCAAAUUGUGAUUGAGUUGGAAAAUAAUUUGUCUUAGUUUAUGAAUGCAACUUGUUACAAACAUUUGAGGGGGACUUGUUUUUAAGAAUUUAUAUCCUGUUUUUGUAUUCUGAAUAUGGCAAUGGGAACCGUGCUUCUUACUUUGCUCCGCA
Glycine soja is the source of this 616-nucleotide messenger RNA. RefSeq names its product 10 kDa chaperonin, mitochondrial-like. The record is from RefSeq and is a predicted model, not a curated record. Gene Ontology annotation, molecular function: ATP binding; protein folding chaperone; metal ion binding. The transcript is spliced from 3 exons. Bases 142 to 435 code for a protein of 97 amino acids. NCBI's taxonomy places the organism in Eukaryota, Viridiplantae, Streptophyta, Magnoliopsida, Fabales, Fabaceae. Gene Ontology annotation, cellular component: mitochondrial matrix.